AUGGUUUCUAUUAAUUCGGAACUAAAUGAUUUUGGAGAACGAGAAAAGAAUAGUCAUGAAUUAUAUUGGCAUGAUUUGGAUAAAACAAAAUUUUUAUCUCUUUUGUCAGCAAGUUCAUUGGUACUGCGAACAUGUUUUCAUCCAUUAGCUGUUAUUAAAACUCGUCUUCAAACAGAUGAAAGACCUGUUAAAUCAACAUUAGAAAUGAUGAAAAAAAUCUCAAUUGAUGAAGGAAUUCGACGUGGAUUUUAUCGUGGAUAUUCAGUUGCCAUAUUGGCUCUUGUAUUUGAACCAGUUUUUAUGGGUACACUUGAAGUAACACGAACUUUUUUAAAUAAUAAUCAACCAAAAUAUAUAUCUUCAUCACAAUGGGAUACAAUAACUAGUUCAUUAUCAGCUGGAACAGCUGCUCUUGUACAACAAACAUUUAUUGUUCCAAUAGAUGUAACAACUCAACGUUUAAUGAUAACUCGUUCAUAUAGUGGUGUUCGAGUAAAAGAUGUUAUCCGUCAAAUUUAUAUUAUAUCUGGUGAUGGAAUUCGAGGCUUUUAUAAAGGUUAUUUCAUAACAUUAGGAAUGUCUCUUCCAUUUAAUUCAAUUGUUUGGACACUUUAUUGGAAAAUUCAAAAAAAUUUAGAAAAAAUAAUUCCAGUUAAAUAUGAUAAAAUAAUAAGUCCAUUAUCAUCAACAUUGGCUGCUCUUUUAACAUCAUUAUUAACACAACCAAUUGAUGUUUUAAAAACACGUUUACAAGUUGCUCUUAAAAGAGAAUCGAUUUUAAAAACAUUUAUUCUUCUUAUUCAACAAAGAGGUUUUAAAGGACUUUUUUCUGGUUCAAUAGCUCGAGCAUCAAUAGUAAUACCCAAUUCUGUUAUAAUGAUGUCUCUUUAUGAAAUUAUUAAACGUGCUUCAGUCAAAUCUCAGAUAUAA
Molecule: messenger RNA, 930 nt
Organism: Rotaria sordida
Lineage: Eukaryota; Metazoa; Rotifera; Eurotatoria; Philodinida; Philodinidae
Source: the annotation of a GenBank genome assembly